Messenger RNA from Pseudophryne corroboree (corroboree frog), 1002 nucleotides. RefSeq names its product paraneoplastic antigen Ma1 homolog. The record is from RefSeq and is a predicted model, not a curated record. The transcript has a single exon. Bases 1 to 1002 code for a protein of 333 amino acids. NCBI's taxonomy places the organism in Eukaryota, Metazoa, Chordata, Amphibia, Anura, Myobatrachidae.
AUGAUGGAGGUCAUAUUGGAAAAGGACAUUCACACUUGGUGCAAAGAUCAGGGGGUGAACCCCCGCCAAAGUGUGUGUAUAGUGGGCAACUUUGAGAGCAUCCCAGAUGACAAAGUAAUUAAAGAAGUACAGAAAUUAUGCGGGAUAAGAAUUCCCUGCAUAGUUGAUAAGUGGAAAGGCGCCACUGGGGAUAUAUGUGCUAUAUUGAUAACCAACCAGGAAUACCUGGACCCCUCACUGAUUCCUGCAGAAAUAUUAGUGGAAGGAGUACCCGGCAGAAGGUGGCAAAUAAUGUGGCCUAGUGAAGUCGGAAAGACUGAGGGAGAAGCCCAAGUAGCCAUCGAUGAUAAUGGAACUGAGAGAGUUGGGGGAGACUACCAGAAUGCGGGGGAUGGUUCCCUGCCUAGGGCCGCUACCAGUAACCUUCCACGUGAAUCUAUAGAGCCGCAAGUAGAUGCUGUAAUGGACAGAAUGGUCAGUCACUCUGAACGCUGGCACUAUGAGGGAGGAUAUAGAAGGCUCAGAGUUUUCUCUGGCAUAAUACCAGUACCCACUGGAGAAGAAGGAUAUGACACUUGGCGAGAGGCCGCUGUACAGCACUCAGAAGAGUGGAGGUGCCCAGAACACAUAAAGAAGCAACGGAUUGUGGAAAGUCUGAGAGGCCCCGCCAUGGGGAUCAUCCAUGCUACACGGAGAAGUAAUCCCAGUGCCACCUUGAAAGACUAUUUCAAUGCCCUAGAUUAUUCUUUCGGGACCAUAGAAGACGUAGGAGACAUCUUGGCUAGACUAAAUCAGACUUAUCAAGAACCCGCUGAGUCUCUCACCAAUUAUAUUUACCGUCUGGAUAAAAUAUUGUAUAAAUUGAUGGACAAAGGAGGGAUUGAUGCCUCAGAGAUCGAUGAGAAACGUAUCAAACAUCUGCUGCGGGAGGCUAUGACUUACAACCCGGUUGCUCAACGACUGCGAUGCAGUCUGUCGGGACUCGACCCCAACCUUGGGUAG